This is a messenger RNA of Lycium ferocissimum, 1406 nucleotides long. RefSeq names its product protein RETARDED ROOT GROWTH, mitochondrial. NCBI's taxonomy places the organism in Eukaryota, Viridiplantae, Streptophyta, Magnoliopsida, Solanales, Solanaceae. The transcript is spliced from 7 exons. Bases 79 to 1188 code for a protein of 369 amino acids. The record is from RefSeq and is a predicted model, not a curated record.
GCACACUGAGCCUUAAAUUGAAACAAACACAAAGCACAUACAUCGAAGAAGCAAGCAAACACACCCUAUUCCCAGUUAAUGGGGAGAUGGAAAGCUGUUAACUUUGUAGCUCAUAUUAUUAUUACAAAAUCUAGAUCAAUACCACAUAUCAACAAAACCCCACUUCACAAAAUCUGUAAUUUUUCAUCAAGUUUAGCACCCAAGAUUCAAUUCUUGAAUUUCAGGUCACUUUCUGCAGCUCCACAAUAUGUGGAUGAUUUUGAAUAUAACCAACAUAAUAAGCUUGAUAAUACUUACUCUUUGGAGUCUAAAGAUGAUGAGGAAAUUGGAAAAAUUCCCAUCAAAGCUUAUUUCCUUUGCACAAGUAUUGAUUUGAAGCGCAUGCAAGCUGAAAAUACAAGAGACGUUCUUCCGUCAUCCUCCCGUUCACCCAAUCAUAUUGCCCUUAGAUUUUUCAAUCUUCUACCAACAAAUACUGCCCUUAGAUUUGGAGAAAAUACAAAUGUUUGCAGUUGUAUGGUUGUAUUCCAGUAUGGUGCAGUUAUCCUGUUCAAUGUGGAGGACGAUGAAUCUGAGUACUACUUGCAAAUUGUGAGAAGAUAUUCAUCUGGGUUGCUUCGUGAGAUGAAAAAAGAUGAUUAUGCUGUAAAAGAGAAGCCAUUGCUGGUUGAGGAUAUGCAGGGAGGUGCAGAUCACAUAGUUCUGAAAAAUUUGGACACAGAUAGUAUUCGUAUAAUUAGCAGUGUGCUUGGCCAAAGUAUUGCCCUUGAUUACUUUGUCUCACAGGUUGAUGGUAUGGUUGAAGAGUUUGCUGGGAUAAAUCGUGAAAUGGAGAAAACGGGCACUUUCACAAUGAAGAGGAAGAAAUUGUUUCAACUUGUGGGCAAGGCUAAUUCAAAUAUAGCUGAUGUAAUUUUGAAAGUAGGUAUCUUUGAGAGAUCUGAAAUUGCUUGGAGAGAUGCAAAAUAUGCUCAGAUACUCGAGUAUAUGAGGGAGGAAUACGAGGUCUCACAACGUUUUGGGAACCUCAACUUCAAACUAAAGUUUGUCGAGCAUAACAUUCAUUUUCUUCAGGAAGUUCUUCAAAACAGAAAGUCGGAUCUACUAGAAUGGUGCAUCAUCGUUUUGUUAGCUGUAGAGAAUGUGGUAUGCCUAUAUGAGAUUAUUAGGGAGUCAGGUACAAUGUGAACAACAACACAACCAUAUUCAAUUGCUCAGUAGCAGUAAAGAGUGACAAUGAAACAUGAUAGGAUCAACAUAGCGGAUGUCAAAGAAAGAAACCACAUUUCUGGUCAUUCAUAUUUCAGUUUUAAUUUUUAUACAUCAUUGUGAAUUAGUGAUGAUCUAUUCUUUUUUGUUACAAAAUUAAAUUAUUCACAUUAUAUAAGAUUUUUUUUCGUUGAUAA